This is a messenger RNA of Mesitornis unicolor (brown roatelo), 586 nucleotides long. Its product is annotated as leucine-rich repeat-containing protein 75A-like. The annotation marks the transcript as partial. The transcript has a single exon. The record is from RefSeq and is a predicted model, not a curated record. Lineage: Eukaryota; Metazoa; Chordata; Aves; Mesitornithiformes; Mesitornithidae.
CUUGAAAGCCGUCCUGAUGGGGAAGCCCCAGGACAACACCGUGGACUUGUCGGGCAUCCCGCUGACGCUGAGGGACUUGGACCGCGUCACGUCCUACCUGCAGCGCAGCUCGGAGCACAUCGACACGGUGGAGCUGUGCUUCACGGAGCUGACGGACGAGAUGCUGCUGCAGCUGCUGCCCGCGCUCUGCGUCCUGCCCCACCUCACCACCCUCUCCCUCAACGGCAACCGGCUCACCAAGGCCAUCCUCCGCGACCUCACCGAAACCCUGAAGGACCCCAAGAAGUUCCCCAGCGUCACCUGGAUCGACCUCGGCAACAACGUGGACAUCUUCUCCUUGCCGCAACCCUUCCUGGUCAGCCUAAAGAGGCGGUGCCCAAAGCAAGGCAACUUGCCCACCAUCCUAGAGUUUGGCGAGGGGCAGGUAAGCGAUUUGGAGAGCCAGGAGGGCCUGGUCGAGAGCCAGGAGGACCUGCGAGCUGGACCAGGCAAGACUGACAACACCGGCUCGCAACAGCCGGACAGAACAGGCGAGGCCGGGGAGCUCGCCGGCUCGGAGCAGGGUGUUGCGACACCACAGACAUGA